AAUGGCGGAAAGGAAAGAAAAGAAGGAUUAUUUUGAUAUCAUGAUAAAGACUAAGUCUUCAUAGGACCAAAUAGCCUCUUAUUUAGUGUAGGCCAUUUUGGGUUUAAGAGAUAGAGAGAAUAAGAAUGAGUCAAUCAGACUUUCAGGAAGUGGAUCAGCAAUUCCAAAUGUAAUUUUGGUUGCUGAAAUUAUUAGAGCAAGACUUAAGGUAAGAAAGAAUAAUAUAUGAUAGGGAUUGAGUUCAAUUGUCACAUUAGAGAAUGUUCAUAAGGAAAUAAAUGAGAAUGGAUAAAAAUCAAUAAUAUCAAUCCCAGCAAUUAGGAUAAAAUUGACGUAAUAUUCUAUAUUUAUUGUAAGAUGUAAUCCAACCUAAGAAGAAUUAUAAUAACCAGGAUAUCAAGCCCCAGGAGAUGUACAAGAUGAUAAAAAGAUUGAACUUUUUGAUUAUAUCAUGAUCUAUGCUAAGAAUUUGUAUUUUUUGAAAUAGAAGGACGGAUAAAAGCAGAAUUAUAAUUCUAAUCAUAAACAAACUGGAUAACAUAAUGAAAAGAAUCAAUAAAUAUAAGAUGUACAAGCAAGAGGAGAAUUGAAGACAAGAGGAGGUGCUUAAGUUUAAAUAGUACAUAGAAGACCUGAAGAAUUAAGAAGGAAGCCUGAUGAACCAGAAAAUCAAGUAUAUUGUAUUUAAAUUUAUAUAGGAGAGACAUGAAUAAGAUUAAACAUAUAAUAAGAAGAAUUAUAGGCCAAAACAAAUGCACGAUCAAACUAAAUAAUAUUCAUCAUAAUAAUAGAGAGAGGGAUAAUUUAGACCUAAAUAAGGAGAAAUUAAAACAAGAGGAGGAAAUAGAAGGUGAUU
Molecule: messenger RNA, 856 nt
Organism: Paramecium pentaurelia
Lineage: Eukaryota; Ciliophora; Oligohymenophorea; Peniculida; Parameciidae
Source: the annotation of a GenBank genome assembly